Molecule: messenger RNA, 4040 nt
Organism: Patella vulgata (common limpet)
Lineage: Eukaryota; Metazoa; Mollusca; Gastropoda; Patellidae
Product: DNA mismatch repair protein Msh3
Exons: 22
Coding region: 211-3411 (1066 amino acids)
Biological process (GO): mismatch repair; mitotic recombination
Cellular component (GO): nucleus
Molecular function (GO): mismatched DNA binding; ATP binding; ATP-dependent DNA damage sensor activity
Source: RefSeq, a predicted model, not a curated record
GGUAGAUCGCUGAAUUGUCAUGUUCUGCUACUUUACUAUUAUACAUCAGUUUUAGAUUGUUAUGGAAAACGUAUCCGUGUUUUAUGAUUAUUGUUGUCUGGUCCUUAAUAUUUUUGAAGAGAAGACUGAAGUGACUUAGCUAAAAGGGUGCCAAAAAAAUAGAAUUUGGUUGCAUGUAGGCUGCAGAUUUCAUGGCUGGAUCACUUUAAAAUGCAGAAUAAAAAACAACAGGUCACAUUAUCUAAAUUCUUUGCUUUAAAGGAAAAAUCAAGAGGAGAAAAUAGUUUCAACACUGAUGAAGAAAUAAGAGUCAAGAGUAAGAAAAAUUCGAAACGAAAAGCAGUAAUCGAUGAUGCCAAUAAUCCUUCAACAUCCAAUAAAAAAUCGAAAACUAGUUCACAAAAUGGAAAUUCAGUGAAUGAAGCCAUUAAUGUUGAUGAUCAUCAUGGUGAGAAAUAUUCAGCAAAUUCUUCCCAGUGUACAGGAGCUUUGUCUGGUGCUACUUUACAGAAGCUGCACCAGUUUUCAUCAGAAUUGAAUAAUGAUGGCAUUCGUGAAAUAAGGACACCAAGAAAUGUUCAUGACAUUGAUAGUUUGGCAGUUGUUGAUGAGACAAAAAACAGCAGUGAUGAUACGGAUGUGGAAAUAACUGCAUCAACAAGUGGAACAUCUCAUUCUAGAUUAAAUCAGUUUUCAAAUUCCAAGUCCAAGAAUUCCUGCUUUAUUAAGAAAUCUAAGUAUACACCAUUAGAAUUACAAUAUAUGCAGAUAAAAGAACAAUAUGAAGAUGCUGUUUUAUUUGUGGAAUGUGGUUAUAAAUAUAGAUUCUUUGGUGAAGAUGCAGAAAUUGCAGCUAAAGUUUUGAAAAUAUAUUGUCACAUGGAUCAUAAUUUUAUGACGGCAAGUAUUCCUACUCACAGAUUAUUUGUACACGUACGAAGAUUAGUUACUGCUGGUUAUAAGGUUGGUGUAGUUAAACAGAUGGAAACAGCAGCAUUGAAAGCAGCAGGGGACAAUAGAAAUACUCCAUUUACACGUAAACUCUCGGCUCUAUAUACAAAAUCUACACUUAUUGGAGAAGAUGUGGAUCCUAUUUCUGACAUAGAUAACGAACAAAAAGAAGGACAGACAACACAUUUGAAACCUAAUAACUAUCUGAUGUGUAUUUAUGAUGGUAUCGAAGACAAUUCACCAACAAGAAAUAUAGCCAUUGUUGCUAUAGAUCCAGCUACUGGAGAUGUUGUGUAUGAUAGUUUUAUAGAUAGUGAGAUGAGAGGAGAGCUUGAGACUAGAAUAACUCAUAUUAAUCCUGUAGAAUUAUUACUACCUCAGACUUUAUCUACAUCAACUUACAGACUUAUAGAAGAUGUGGUGGCUUUAAGUUCAACAGAUGAUGAUAGAAUACGAAUAGAAAAAUUAAAUGAUGAGAAUUUUACACCAGAAAAAUCACAACAGAUAAUUCCAGAGUUCCUUAAAAAUGAUAAUCAAAGUAUCCUUCAAGAUAUUUUAAAUCUACCUAAAGCUGUUUUAUCUUGUAUAGCUGGUCUUAUUGUCUAUCUUCAAGAUUUUAAUCUUCAUAAUAUUCUAAAAAUAACUGGAAACAUCAACAGAUUUAGUAUUCGUUCGAAAUAUAUGCAGUUGAGUGGGACAACUUUACGUAAUUUAGAAGUUUUUGAGAACUCUUCAGAUCGUUCUGAGAAAGGUUGUUUGUUUUGGGUUUUGAACCAGACUGUGACUAGAUAUGGAAACAGGUUAUUGAGAAACUGGAUUUCCAAUCCAUUGUUAAGUAUGGAUGAAAUAGAGAAAAGACAAGAAGCUGUUCACCAUAUUUUAUGUUCAUCACACCAAAAGUUAGAGAGAAUAAAAACUAUUUUAAGUAAAUCACCAGAUCUAGAGAAAGCUCUUUGUUCUAUAUACCAUAAGAAGUGUUCUGUGUUAGAAUUUUAUACAGUUAUUAAGAGUUUAGAUAAGAUAAACAGAGAGAUUAAAACCUUACAAAUAGAUGAGAGUAUAUUUAAAGAAUCCAGAUUAUUAUUAACUAUUAUAGAGGAUAUUCCUGAUUUAUUACAAGAUAUCGGGGAUUAUAGUCAAGCUAUUAAUGAACAGUCAGCAAAGGAAAAUGAUAAAACUAAUCUGUUCAAUAAAGAAGAUGAAUUUCCUGAGAUCGUUAAAAGAAAACAAGAAAUAAAUGAGGUUUUAAAAGAGAUUAAAGACCAUCGGAGAGAUAUCAGAGUGAAACUAAAACAGCCGUCAUUAGAAUAUGUUACAGUUUCACAAAUAGAGUUUUUAAUAGAAGUAAAGAAUAGUUUAAUAAAAGAUGUUCCUAGUGAUUGGAGUACAAUAAGCAGUACAAAAGCUGUAACGAGGUUUCAUUCACCUUUCAUUGUUUCUAAAACUCAAAAAUUGAGUCAGUUGAAAGAACAACUUAUAGCUGAUGCCAAUCAAGCAUGGCAAGAUUUCCUAGAACAAUUUGUUACUAACUUUGUGCGUUAUAGAAAGGCUAUUCAGUAUCUAGCAACUUUAGAUUGUUUAUUAUCACUAGCAACUGUUGCUAAGCAAGAUGGUUACUGCAGACCAAAGUUUGUAAAGGAUUGUGAAUGUAUUGAAAUAGAAGAAGGUCGUCACCCUGUAAUUACAUCACUAUUAACAGGUCAACAACAGUAUGUUCCUAAUAAUACACAUUUAAAGGAUGAAAGAGUAAUGAUAAUAACAGGUCCUAAUAUGGGUGGUAAAAGUUCUUAUAUACGUCAAGUAGGAUUAUUAUGUAUAAUGGCUCAGAUAGGAUCAUAUAUACCUGCUGAUAGUGCCCACUUAUCUAUAAUAGAUGCUAUAUAUACCAGAAUGGGAGCUGCUGAUGAGAUAUUUAAAGGUAGAAGUACAUUUAUGGUAGAAUUACAAGAGGCAUCCUAUAUAAUGAAAGAAGCUACGAGUAAAAGUUUGGUUAUAUUAGAUGAAUUAGGACGAGGUACUAGUACACAUGAUGGUCUGGCUAUUGCUCAUGCUGCUUUACAGUAUUUCAUCAAUGAUGUGAAAUGUUUUACUUUGUUUGUUACUCAUUAUCCAUCAUUAGGUGGAUUAGAGUUGUCUUAUCCUAGUGUUGUAGGAAACUACCACAUGUCAUUUUUACUACAUGAUCAAGAAAAAAGUGAAGAUGAAGAAAGUAUAACAUUUCUAUAUCAACUAGUAAAAGGUCAAGCUGGCAAAAGUUAUGGUUUAAAUGUAGCCAGAUUAGCAGAUAUUCAAUCAUCUAUUAUCAAAUUAGCACAUUAUCAAUCUCAUCAUAUGGAAGCUAAUCUUAUUAAUACAAGGCAUGAAAUGGACAUGUUUUCUGACAUUGUGAACAGUGAUAGCAAGAAUUUAUCAAAUAUUCUUCAAAAAGUGGCCAAUGAUGACAAGGGAACUGUUAUAUAAAUCUUAUUAAAGCAAUAUCAAUGUGUAUCUUCUAUCUAUCAAAUACGUCCAAGUAAUAGGCAUUGUUAUUCCUAUCACAUCUAUCAAAUAAGUACAAGUGAUCAGCCACUUGAAUUUAAAUCUAUCACAUCUAUCAAAUAAGUACAAGUGAUUAGACACAUGAACUUACAUCUAUCAAACAAAUACAAGUGAUUAGCCACUCAACUUAAAUCCAUCACAUCUAUCAAAUAAGUACAAGUUACUAGACCAUGGAAACUUAAAUCUGUCACAUCUAUCAAAUAAGUACAAGUGACCACUAGAUAAUGGAAACUUAAAUCUAUCAAAUAAGUACAAGUGAUUAGACACAGGAACUUAAAUCUAUCACAUCUAUCAAAAAAGGAGAAAUGAUUAGUCAUUGAAACUUCUGUCACAUCUAUCAAAUAAGCACUAGUGAUUAGCCAUGGAACUUAAAUUCUAUCAAACAAGUGCCAGUAAUUAGCCAGUGGAAAUUAAUUAAUUAAAAGUAUUUGUGAUUUAUUGUUGUGUGUGCAUUCUACAAUAUGAUAAUCAUUCCAGAAUAUAAUUUACAUGAACUUGAUUAUUUUGAUAUUGAUCAGAUCAUGUAUUUUUUAAAUAAACAAUACGGUUUG